UGUCCAACAUGCCAUGAAAGCUGGCAGACAUAGAGGGGAUAAACUAGGAGGCGAGAGAUAUAUAAAGAGGCCUCACUGUCGCGAAACUGUGACGACUGAAUCUUCCAUCAUCACGCAAACAACACACUUCACAAACUCAAACGUUCCCAAUCCUAAAGACAGCUCAAACAAGACACCGCCAUAAACCAUCAACAACAUGUCCGGCAUCGUUCACAAGAUCAAGGAGGCCGUCCACAGCGACAGCAAGUCUCACAACGCCCCUGAAGGCACUCACGGCCCCCAUAGCAGCCGUGUCGCCAACGCCGCAGAUCCCCGCGCCGACUCUGACCGCGAUCACUCUUCGACUCUCGGCACCGGCCGCACCGCUGGCCACGGAGAGUUCGGAAACACUGGCUACGGUACCGGCGCCACUACUGGCGCCGGUCGCACCGCAGGCCACGGAGAAUUUGGCAGCAGCGGCUACGGUACCGGCACCUCGGAGGGCGCACACGGUCCGCAUGGCGGCCGCGUCGAAAAUGCCAUGGACCCUCGUGUCGACUCCGACUUCGACAAUUCCCGCACCAUGGGCGCUGGCCGCACUGCUGGUACCGGCGCCGGUGCCGGCUUCGGCUCUGGCACCCACCACACCCCAGGUGGUCUCGGUUCCGGUACUACUGGCAUGACUGGCACCCACAACACCCCAGGCGGUUUCGGUUCCGGUACUACCGGCAUGACUGGCACCCACCACACCCCAGGCGGCGCCGGGUCCGGCAUGACCGGCAUGACCGGCACCCACGGCGCGCCCGAAGGCAGCUAUGGCCCGCACAGCAGCCGCAUGGCUAAUGCCGCCGACCCACGCGUCGACUCGGACCGUGACGGCCGCGGCGCUAUCGGCACCGGGCCCGGCCCUGCGCCCAACACCGCCGGCCAGCACCGGAGUGACAUAGCCAACAAGGCGGACCCCCGCAUCGACUCGGACCUCGACGGCAGCCGGACCAUGGGAGGCAACAAGACCUAUCAAUCUGGCGCGAUGUCGGCACACCGCGACCCAACCGACGCCUCCCAAGUGCCUCCUUCGGUUUUGAAGAAGCACCUCGGGGGGCCGUCGAUUGAGCACGAGGACGCCACCCACCAUCGCGAGAGGCGCAACAGUAUCAAGACGCAUCAGGAGUCGUUCAGUGGUAUCUGAUUUGGUCUUCCUCGGUUGGAUGGAUAGCCGGGCAGAAUGUAUCAUGACGGGUUAUGAAGUCUUUUCUUUUGUUUUGUCAUUGUACUCGGACUGUACUAUUAGCAGAUACCACGCAGCACGAGGUUAUCCCCCUACGAUCAUAUUGGUCGAAAUUUGAAGACCGUUGCCGUUCGAAAAGAAAAUGGUUCCUUGGACUAAACUCUUGUCGCGCGAUUCGUAUCGGUGUUGUCUCUCGGUCGUCUCGCCUACCCUACCGCCGCCACUUCA
Chaetomium fimeti is the source of this 1435-nucleotide messenger RNA. RefSeq lists its product as uncharacterized. The transcript is spliced from 2 exons. Lineage: Eukaryota; Fungi; Ascomycota; Sordariomycetes; Sordariales; Chaetomiaceae. The record is from RefSeq and is a predicted model, not a curated record. Bases 197 to 1168 code for a protein of 323 amino acids.